AUGCUGGUGCUGCCUUUCUUGUUAGCUUCGCUGCCUUUGCUGCUGGUAGCGCUCUACCUACAGUUCCGAUGGCAGCAGCGUCACAUUCUGGCGGCUGCCUCCAAGCUACGGUCGCCUCCAGCUCUUCCGCUUAUCGGCAACGCGCUCUACUUCCUUGGCGAUAUUACAAGUGUUACAAAGAAUAUAGUUAAGUUUACAACUGAGUUCAAAGGACUUUUUUGUCUCUGGGUUGGACCUGUUCCCGUCUUCGUCGCAACUGACCCUAACGAUGUUCAGGUUAUACUUAACAGCUCCCACACGCUUGAAAAGGAUGACAUUUAUAAUUUUCUCAAACCUUUUAUGGGGAAUUCGCUAUUUACAGCACCUGGCCAUCAUUGGAAGAAGCAGCGGCGGUUGAUGAACCCACUGCUGGUUCCCUCCAACGUAGAGAAGUUUCUCCCAGAGUUCAAUGCGGUCGGGGAGGAGUUGGCGCGUCAAUUGGGACAGGCUCCUGGAGAGAUUGACCCUAGGGACGGGAUAUUCAGCAUAUCUGUUGACGUCAUAAUGAGAACUGUUAUCGCAAGCAAACCAUUGUCAGUUGAAGCAAAACAGGACAUAUUUGAUCUUUUAAAUGACGUCGGCAAAAUGUUUACCUAUCGACUGUUCAAAGUGUGGCUCCACAUAGAAUGGUUAUUCAAUUUCCUUUAUAGCAGGGAAAUGAAGAAAGCAGAGCAAAAACUAGCAGCUUGCUACAAUCUCAUCGAUGAGCACUGGAUUGAGGCGGUUCAAGAGCGAGGUCAAGGAAGCAAGCAGGAAGAAGAACUUGAAGAUUACAGACCAAGAAAUAUUUUAGACGUUGCUUUUACACAAGUUAACAAUGGAAGCAACAAAAAGGAUUGGUUCGACGAAAUCAACGGUGUCAUUGUUGGAGCUACGGAUACAGUGGUUGCUGCUAUAUCGUUUCUUCUUCUUACUCUGGCAAACCAUCCCGAAAUACAGGACAAGGUCCACGCCGAGAUAGAGGAGGUCCUCGGGUCCAGGUCCGAUGAUGAGGUUACCCUGGACGACCUCAACCGUUUGACGUACCUCGGACAAGCUCUCAUGGAGACGAUGAGGAUCCACGGAGUCUUCCCUUGUAUCCUCCGAAAAGUCACCAAGGAUAUUAAGCUAUCUGAGGCCACGUUGCCGACCGGAAGCCGAGUGAUGCUGACACUCCACGCCAUGGGGUGGCAUCCGGACACAUUCCCAGAGCCUCACAAGUUCAUUCCUGGGAGGUUCUCGCCCGAACUUCAACGAGACCCUGACCACAAGAGGCACAACUACGCCUUUCUUCCUUUCAGUGGAGGGCCUCGCAACUGCCUAGGAAAAGCCUACGCCAUGCUGAUGAUGAAGACGGUUGCAGUACAUAUCCUGAGGAGAUUCAAGGUCACGACCGAUGUCAGCCUAUCAGACAUUCAGUACGAGCUCAAGGUCGUGAUGCACAGCAGGACACCUCUGCUGCUGCGGUUUGAGCCUCUUUUACCCUCCAAAGUGUGAAGAAGACAACAUAUUUAUUGAGAAUCGAUUAUAGAGAGACAUUUCUCGCACCAGGUUCCGAUUUGCAGUUGCUGUUUGUUCAAAGCUUAUACGAAUGUUUUAUAUGUAGGCUUGUACUUUUCGAUGAUCUAUUUAAUUUCUUCAAUGUUGAGGUUCACACCAUUAAGUUUUGAUUGGCUGAUUUUUGGAUAUCCGGCCCUCCCUACGGGCAUCCAAGUGUACUGUCUAGGGUACGACGAGAAACCUACUUUUACCACCUUGUUUAUAUUCAAAAGAAACGUGUAGGACUGUUGGAGUCUGUACCUAAUAAAUGUAUACAUACUUCUUGAUUGUUUUAGUGCCCAGCAUACUACGCAGUCCAUCAAUUCCUCAUACCAGAAUACCUCUCUUCUUGAAACAGAAUCGAAACAAUAUUGUAUUAGGAUUUUAAUUGUUAAGGUAGACAUGUAUCCCUUACUAGCUUGGAAAGCUAAUACAUUUGAA
Molecule: messenger RNA, 1998 nt
Organism: Macrosteles quadrilineatus (aster leafhopper)
Lineage: Eukaryota; Metazoa; Arthropoda; Insecta; Hemiptera; Cicadellidae
Product: cytochrome P450 4V2-like
Exons: 12
Coding region: 1-1515 (504 amino acids)
Molecular function (GO): iron ion binding; oxidoreductase activity, acting on paired donors, with incorporation or reduction of molecular oxygen; monooxygenase activity
Source: RefSeq, a predicted model, not a curated record